AUGGAAGCUCUCCAAGGUCACAACAAUUACAAUCACACAUUCCCCACCGAUUUAAUCGAAAUCGGGACCUCCCUCUCCCAUCUCAUACUAAUGGGUGGCGCGGGUUCCAACACUCUCGAUUUCGUCUUCUCCUUCUGCAGCCACAACACAUCACCGCCGGCGGCGGCCAAAAUAGAGCCUCUCGGUUCCUCCGUCUACCUCCACCAGCGAGACCUCCUCCGAAAAUUCAGCGAGCAGAACAGACCCACCACUGAUUCAUCUUUCGGCUCUAAUUACUCGCUCCAGAGAUUCUCUCCAUUGCAUAGGAGUUGCCCGACGUUCGCUCCGGCGACGGCGAAGAAGCUGUACAGAGGAGUGAGGCAGAGGCACUGGGGGAAAUGGGUAGUAGAGAUUCGGCUCGCGCUGAACAGGAUGCGAGUCUGGCUCGGCACGUACGAGACCCCUAAAGCCGCCGCCUACGCUUACGAUCGCGCCGCCUACAAGCUCAGAGUUGGAGAGGAAGAAAACAGGAGGGAGGAAGGCGGCGUGGGAUGGAGGCGGAUUGAUUUGUCUUCGAUUAGGGUUUUAGUCAAAGGUGGGUAG
This is a messenger RNA of Linum trigynum, 582 nucleotides long. Lineage: Eukaryota; Viridiplantae; Streptophyta; Magnoliopsida; Malpighiales; Linaceae. The record is from the annotation of a GenBank genome assembly.